This is a messenger RNA of Plectropomus leopardus (leopard coralgrouper), 1407 nucleotides long. It is a transcript of the gene tmem177, whose product is annotated as transmembrane protein 177. Gene Ontology annotation, cellular component: membrane. The record is from RefSeq and is a predicted model, not a curated record. NCBI's taxonomy places the organism in Eukaryota, Metazoa, Chordata, Actinopteri, Perciformes, Serranidae.
CUUUACGGCCGGGGUGCUCAGUUAUCAUGUAACUGCUGUCCUUGUAAAGAUGUGGACAACACAUGUCACUUACUGAAGUCUGCAGCAGCUAACUGACACAAAAUCAAUCAGGACUUGACAUGGCGUCCCGCUUCCUGAAGUACUCUGUGUUUCUUCAGAAGUACAGGACUCCGCUGCUCGUUGCGAGCUGUGGUGGGGUCUUUGCAGCCAACAUGUUCUACCAUGUUUUUCCUGAUGUGUUCUACCGUCAGCUCUAUCAGGCCUGGUCCAAAGGAGAACCAGCCACGCUGUCUGAAAAGCUGGAGGAUGUUUUCCAGCAGGUGCUGAAGGACUACGGUAUCAGCUCACCUAAGAAUUUCUCCGCCUUUGCCUCCUUUGGGUUCCAUCCGGUUGGUGCGGGUGUUCCUUGGCUUUUUGCCGGGGCCCAAAUUGGCAUCCCAGCAAACUUUAACAGCACGUCCAACGACCCCAUGGGAAUCACCAACCGCACCAUUUUCAUCAACGGCAAAACGGUGGACUGGACCAGUGAAGCCGGCGCUGCUCUACAGGAGGCGCUGGUGUUUUCCCUUGAGGCGCAGAAGUUUGCCAUAGCACGAGAAGUGGCCCGCUUACAGUCUGGGGGCCCUGUUAUUAGUGCUGCUGUUGCCCCGCUCUGCCUGGCUGGGGUUUGGGUGUACAGCGUGCUCAUGAAGCAGGUGUUUGGGCUCCACGCGGGCCCUCCACUACUUCGCGGGGGUGUGAACGUUCUGGCCCUUGGGCUCGGUGCCGUGUCCUACUUCCUUACCUCGGAUGCCAUUGGCCAAUGGAUGGACUAUAAGUCGGACCGGUGUGCGGCAGGACUCUCGCGUGAUUAUGCCGAAGGAGGGGUAGAAUUUUACAAUAAAAUUCUCGCCAGAAAUAGGACACUACGCUCCCUUAUGGGACAGAAGGGAGAGGAAAUGUAUGCCCCGAGCGGAAACUUGUUUCCUGCUCACCUCCUUAAGCUGAAACACACACCGUACACAUCCAGGAGGGAGGGGAUCCUUACUCUGCUGAAUGAGAAAAAAGCUUAAAAAUUAAUGUGAGGGGGUGCGAUGUCAGCUGAACCUGUAAUGAUCUAUAAGCUGUACUCAUCAUGGAAUAGACUGUUGGAUAAAAAAAGCAAUGAAAGACGGUCCCUCCGCUUGUUUUUGAAGCAUAAAACCUUAGCCAAAAGAACUUUAAAAAUAUUUUUCAUAGAAAUAUAUCAUUUCAUCUAAGAUAAAUGUUAAUGUGUGCAAUGUUUUGUAGCACAAGACAGUCUGGUCAAGUCCUGGGGUUUCCAUUAUUUAGCAGCUAGUUGGACUGGUGAUUUAUUUAUUCAACAGAAGGUAAGAUUUAGGUGGUUACCCAAUGCACAAAUAAACAUUUUGAUGCCUGUUCUGAGCA